CAGGUAUUAGAUCCUAUAGGUGUUGAGUAUCGAGGUAAAGCAAUUGGUAAAAGUCGAAGUCGUAAAGAGUUUUACGUUCAGGGACCAAACCAGGUAAUUUCUAUUGACGGUCAUGAUAAGUUAUCACGAUUUGGAUUUGAAAUAUAUGGUGCAAUAGAUGCCUAUUCAAGGUAUGUUGUUUGGUGCUAUGUUGGUAUUUCUAAUCGUACUGCUAUUUCAGUUAAUAAACAAUAUCUACGCUUUAUUCGAAGUACUCUGACUAUUCCACAAGUUAUUCGUUCUGAUAAAGGUAAAUAUCUUUUAAUUUUGCAUUAAAUACUCUAUAUUAUUUUUAUACGAAAACUUUAACAAAAAAACUAAUCUUAUAAUUAUUUAUAGGCACUGAAACUGUUUUGCUUGCAGAGUCGCAUCUUUUACUUCGUCGCACAAAUCAUCCAAAUCUUCCAUUUUCGCAUGCCUAUUCUUAUGGAAAAUCUACUAAGAAUCAAAGAAUUGAAGCAUGGUGGAAUAUUUUAACCGAAGGAUAAACACAGGAAUGGAAGAUUUAUUUUGCACGACUCGAAAGUGAGGGAUUAUUUGAUGGCAGUGAUAUUGAUAAAUCCUGUCUUCAAUUCAUUUAUAUGGAAAUUAUUCGCUCUCAUAUUCACAACUUUGUAGAGGUACAUAACUCACAUUCAAUUAGGAAGCAAUCUAAACGAGACCAUUAUCUUCCAACUGGAAAGCCCUUUGAAAUGUACUUUUAUCCGCUUAACGCAAAAGAUUACCAGGAAUCUGUGGAUGAAACUAUUUUAUCAACUUUGGAGUCCGAGGUUGAGGCAUAUGAUCUCGAUCCCUAUUUACCUCCUGAAACUAUUUCUUUCUACUCCACUCUUCUUCUU
Messenger RNA from Tuber aestivum (summer truffle), 878 nucleotides. The record is from the annotation of a GenBank genome assembly. NCBI's taxonomy places the organism in Eukaryota, Fungi, Ascomycota, Pezizomycetes, Pezizales, Tuberaceae.